AUGGCUUUCAUUCACCCGGAAUCCACCCUUGCUGUGGCUGUUGUUGUUGCUGCUGCCGCUUGCUUUGACAACGCUGUAAAAUAUAUCUGGGAGGUUCCUAGCUGGUUGGCCUGCUCGCCAGCAAGCUCCACUCCCAUUGAGUGGCUGACUGAAUGGACGGAUGUGGAUGAAAUAGAGUUGAGAAGCAGCUCUGUCAAGAGCAACUCAACUCGGACUGAUGAAGAUGAGCUGCUGCCGAUGCUGCUGCUGGCGGAUUACAAUCUGGUGGACCCUAGUGAGUUUAUAACUGAAUGGGCGGCUGAGGAUGAGGCAUACCUGAGAAAUGGUGCUCUCAGCCGUCGUGUCAGUGAGGAUGACUGCGAGUGGCUGGCUGAGAAUGCGCAGGUUGAUCCUGCUGAAUUUAUCACAGUGUGGACAGCUGCUGAUGAGGCGUACCUGCGGUCUGGUGUUCACACCCUUGGUGACAGUGAGAGUGACUGCGAAUGGCUGGCAGAAAACUCGCAGGUGGACCCCUCUGAAUUCAUCACCGAGUGGACGGACGCUGAUGAAGCCUACCUGAGAGACACGACUGUCAGGUGCUUCUCAGCACCGAGUGAGGGUGACAGGCUGCUGCUGUCGCCAAAGCUGAAGCCCCUGACAUCAGCUGCUGUGGCGUACAGGGUUGCUUCCAAGCCAGCAGCAAAGGCCGCAGCUUCCAAGCCAGCAGCAAAGGCUGCAGCUCCCAAGCCUGCAGCCAAGGCUGCAGCUCCCAAGCCUGCAGCCAAGGCUGCAGCUCCCAAGCCUGCAGCCAAGGCUGCAGCUCCCAAGCCUGCAGCCAAGGCUGCAGCUCCCAAGCCUACAGCCAAGGCUGCAGCUCCCAAGCCUGCAGCCAAGGCUGCAGCUCCCAAGCCUGCAGCCAAGGCUGCAGCUCCCAAGCCUGCGGUCAAGGUUGCAGCUCCCAAGCCUGCAGCCAAAGCUGCAGCUCCUAAGCCUGCAGUGAAACCAGCAGCAGUUCCUGCCGCGGCCACUGCCUGUGCUGCUCGUGUGGCGCCUCUGAGGCAAGCAGUGCAGAAGGGGUCGCAGGGAAGAACAAGGAGGUCAAGUGGGUAA
Molecule: messenger RNA, 1089 nt
Organism: Closterium sp. NIES-65
Lineage: Eukaryota; Viridiplantae; Streptophyta; Zygnematophyceae; Desmidiales; Closteriaceae
Source: the annotation of a GenBank genome assembly